AUGUUGUUUGCAGUUACACUCUUGACUGUUUACUUAAUAUAUUCUCACAAACAUUCAAAUUCACUUUAUUUUAGGCCUAACGGUAUUUUAAUAGAUCUUUGCAAAGCUUUCGAGCAGGAGCAAGUCAGUGGAGACAUUUGUAAUAGACUGUGUUAUACGAGGUCGUGGAACGUUGUUGAUUUUUACCAGGGCAAUAAAGUCGUCAUUACGCUAAAGAGAGGCGGUCAAGAAGUUGUGUUGAAAAGUAUACAUCCAUUCAUAAAACAGUUUGAGGAAAUCAGUAUGCGCGUCAAAGAAGAAACUUUUACUGAUGCGGUAUUAGAUUUAAUCAAUGAGAAUCUACAUUUGGGUUGGCCAAAAACCUUUAAACGACAUUUGAUUGAAAUGUUGUGGCCAGCUUACCUUCGCAGUUCACACAAGCCUCUUACGGAAGCGGACAGACGUAGUUUAUGGGCUUUAAUUGCGCAGGAUGAAUUUAUUGUUUUCCGGCUCCUAACGAUUAGUCGCGUAACGCCACGGAUUGUGGGUACCUGUGGACAUUUCUAUCAAGUGGAACACUUGGUUCCUUUUAGGAUGAAAGGCUACUACAAAAAGUUAAAAACAAAGAUUUUAAUACAUUUAAUGGGCACAUUAAAACUUUUUGAAGAGUUUCUAAAUGAUCCUUUGCAAUGGUGCGACGUCAAAUUUGAUAAUCUUGGUCUUGCUGCUGACUACCCAAAAAGGUUUAUGGUGAUGGAUGCCGAUAUGCUUUACACUACUUCGAGAUUAAAUGAUAUUCUGAAAAAAAGAGCUUGUAGAACUGAUGAUGACUGCCAGUUUUUUGAUUGCAUUUCUUCAUGCGAUAACUCAACUAAUCAUUGUAAAGUUCGAGCAAACAAUAAUCUUCAGGUUUUUUGUGAGAAACUUAUUUCUCCUAUGUUUGAUAAACAUUCGACGUUUAAAAACCGGUACCUGAUGGCCUGUGAUGAAGAGGACGUCUCAAUGGAGGAUCGCAUGAAUAGCUUGAGGUUAGCGUGGGCGUGGAAUCUUCCUGACGUGUAG
Molecule: messenger RNA, 1041 nt
Organism: Enterobius vermicularis (human pinworm)
Lineage: Eukaryota; Metazoa; Nematoda; Chromadorea; Rhabditida; Oxyuridae
Source: the annotation of a GenBank genome assembly